GCUCCCCAAAACAUUUUGUCUGAAUUUCUUCCGCCUCCCGGUCGAAGCGGAUGGCGAUGGCAGGCAGGAGGCGCCCCGAUCUCCUCCUGCGCUGCCGCGCCAAUCUCUCGGCCCGUAAUCCGCCGAGAUCCAACCUUUCCACCAACUCCGGCCGGAGUCCGUCCGAACCCGCCGACCCGGCCCGCGCGGCGUCGAUCCUGGCCGAGAAGGACUGGUUCGCGCGGCUCAACUCGGAGUUCGCCGCCGCGCUGCCGCGCCUGGGCCCGCGCUUCGUGGUCCGCGUGCUGCACGCCGCCGUGCCCCUCGAGCCCCGCCUCUGCGUCCGCCUCUACGUUUGGGCGUCGCGGUUCGGGACCCACUUCGCGCGCGACGCCUCGGUGCGGCGGGCCCUGGAGGACGCGCUGUGGCGGCGCGGGCCGCUGGUGCUGUCCGCGGCGCUGGUGGCGGAGGUCAGGGGCUGCGGGUGCGAGGUCUCCGAGGAGCUGCUCUGCUCCAUGAUCGCCAGCUGGGGCAGGCUGGGCCUCGCGCAGUACGCGCACGAGGUGUUCGUGCAAAUGCCGCGCCUCGGGCUGAGGCCCAGCACCGCGGUGUACAACGCCCUGAUCGCGGCGUCCGUGAGGGCUGGGGCCGUCGACACGGCGUACCUCAGGUUCCAGCAGAUGCCUGCGGACGGGUGCCAGCCGGACUGCUUCACCUACAACACACUCGUUCACGGGGUCUGUCGUAGUGGGAUCGUCGAUGAGGCGCUCCGGCUGGUGAGGCAGAUGGAGGGCGUCGGGAUCAAGCCGAAUGUGUUCACUUACACGAUGUUGGUUGAUGGGUUCUGCAAUGCUGGCAGGCCAGAGGACGCACUUCAUGUGUUCAAUACGAUGAAGGAUAAGGGUGUAUCACCGAACGAGGCCUCGUACAGGACUUUGGUUCAUGGUGCAUUCCGGUGCUUGGGGAGCCACAAGGCGUAUGAGAUGCUUAGUGAGUGGAUAGGACGUCAGCCUCCACUGCACCCAAGUGCGUGGCAUACUAUGCUGUAUUGCUUAUCAAAGAAUGGGAUGGCCAAAGAGGUAGUUGAGGUCGUGAAGAAGAUGAAAACUAGGGGUCUUCUCCUUGACAAUGCAAUGUUUCGCAUUGUGGUCUCUUGUGCUGUGAAGUGCCUGGAGUUGAGUGAUUUGUGUGAGUUGGUUGAUGAUUUCGUAAAGAAAGGCGGGAAUCCUGGAUUUCAUGUCUAUAUUAUGAUCAUCAAAUCCUUACUGGACUGCAGAAGUUCUUCAAAGGCAAACCACUAUUUAGAGCGCAUGGUUUUGGAUGGGCUCUUGUCUAGUGUGGCAUCUUAUAACAUGGUGAUAGAUUGCUUUGUCAAGGAAGGUGCAGUGGAUAGGGCAGUGGAGAUUAUAAAACAGAUGCGAGAGAAAGGUUUCCUUCCAAACCUUGUUACCUUUAAUAUACUGAUAAGUGGUUACUCAAAGUUAGGGGAUGUACAUAAUGCAAAGGCCGUUCUUAAGAUGCUUAUGGAACAUGGUUUCAUGCCAGAUAUCAUUACUUUUACCUCCCUCAUUGACGGGCUAUGCCAUGCCCAUCAAAUGGAUGAUGCGUUUGAUUGCUUCAGUGAGAUGGCAGAGUGGGGUGUUAGACCAAAUGCUCAUACUUACAAUGUACUAAUGCGUGCGCUUUGUUCAGUAGGGCACGUUAACAAGGCCAUUGAUCUUCUUAAUAAAAUGAAAAUAGACGGCAUUACUCCCGAUGCAUAUUCCUUCAAUGCUCCCAUUUUGAGUUUUUGCAGAAUGAAGAAAGUAGAUAAAGCUCGUAGUAUUUUUAAUGCCAUGCUGAGAUUAGGUGUUGUUCCAGACGGUUACACAUGCAACAUCCUGAUUAAAGCUCUGUGUGAUGAAAGAAGAGUUGAUGAUGCCAAAGAAAUUCUAGCUGCAACAGAGUCUAGUUGCUGUACUGUGACCGAUCAUCAUCACUCAUACUGGCCAAUUGUUUCUGCACUUACUAAAAUGGGUCGAUUCAGUGAGGCAGGACAGUUGAUGAACAAAUGUCACAUCAGAAAUGUUCAGUUGGAUUGUGGUUCUAAUCGUACCAGAGAGCCUGCAAUGCAUGCCUGAGUUAUCAAUGUGUGAGUUGUGAUUUGGUAUCUAGGUGCUAUUUGGUACAUGAAUGAUGCCCUCCUCCUGCAAUGAAGGCUCACAACAGGCUCAUCUUUGCUAAGAUGAAUCACUUGGAACUUCUCGGCACCCAUUGCUUUGUAUUGCAUUUCAGGAAUGAUAUGGAUUUGCACAUUUGCAUCUGAAAAUCUUUGCAGAAGAAGUCAGCUGCUGAUUUCCAAAAGGAUUCUUAUGCUUGUGUGCAAAUGCUGUUCUUUUGGGAAACAAACAUUCCACAUCAUGCAAACUCGAUGCUGUGGAGGAUAAUUUCUUCCAAAUCCUCCUUGAGUAUCUGGUGUUUCAGACUGCACCCCAACAGCGCUCCAUGAUGACUAUGUCUACCGGUCAUGGGGGAGUUUCUUAUGUGAAUUCUCAUCGCUGCUCACUUCUGUUCAACCUGACGGGGGCUAGCUUCUGUUCUUAUUCAUGACCUGUUCAUGGUGAGGAGGUGCGUUAUUCUGGUCUUGAGGCUACUUAGAGCGUUGAACUGACACCUGGAGAUGAAUAACGCCGAUUCACAUAUGUGGCCUCCUGUACCCAGUUGUUACAGCUGUAUAUACACCAAUUGUUGCAGUUGUAUAUACAGUUGCUGAUAGAAUUGAUUCUAGAAACUACAUUCGUUACUUCAGACCAGGAUGCAUAUAUAAAGCUUAAUUGUUCAGACGUCUCCUAUC
Messenger RNA from Triticum dicoccoides, 2812 nucleotides. Its product is annotated as putative pentatricopeptide repeat-containing protein At3g16890, mitochondrial. NCBI's taxonomy places the organism in Eukaryota, Viridiplantae, Streptophyta, Magnoliopsida, Poales, Poaceae. The coding region runs from base 51 to 2099 and encodes 682 amino acids. Gene Ontology annotation, molecular function: protein binding. The record is from RefSeq and is a predicted model, not a curated record. The transcript has 3 exons.